Molecule: messenger RNA, 810 nt
Organism: Alternaria hordeiaustralica
Lineage: Eukaryota; Fungi; Ascomycota; Dothideomycetes; Pleosporales; Pleosporaceae
Exons: 2
Coding region: 1-810 (269 amino acids)
Cellular component (GO): plasma membrane
Molecular function (GO): acetate transmembrane transporter activity
Source: RefSeq, a predicted model, not a curated record
AUGGCACUCCACGCCGCCUCCUCACCCAAAAAAGUCUCCCAAACCCUCCAACAAACGCCCGGCAUCCAAAUCUUCCUCCAACCCAUCGCCCCGCCCGCCGCCCUCGGCCUCGCCGGCUUCGCAGGCUCAACAUGGAUAACCUCAUCCUACAUCGCCAACUGGUGGGGCAACGCCGAAUCCCCAACCAUCUUUUUCCCAUUCGUAGGACUCUUCGGCGGACUGGCGCAGUUCAUCGCAGGACUAUAUGGGUUCAAAGCGCGGGAUACGUUGGUGACGGUGAUAAAUACCAUGUGGGGAAGUUUUUGGAUUAGUAUUGGGGUUUUGUAUGCUUUUGUUGCGGCUGGUGCGUUGGAUCCACAUGAAGUGCACACGCACUUCCCCGAACUGGCGUCUUGGUUCGUGAUACUUUGCGUCUUCACCUGGUCAGGUGCGCUCGCAGCGACAGCACGCGAUGUUGUCCUCAGCGUCUGUCUCUUCUCCCUGGCUAUCGGCAGUACGAUCGCUUGUUGCAUGUUCGCGUUCAACGGUCGUCCCGUCACCACCGCGGACACUAGCGCGUCGGGUGAUAGUCUCACUGGCGGAGUAACGAUGGGGAUGAAGGCUGCAAGCUACUUCUGGAUGUUGUCCGCCCUCUGUGCUUGGUGGAGAGUGACGGUGUAUCUCGUCGAAGAGGCAUAUGGACCUGAUCAUACGAUCACAAAGUUCUUCCCUAUUGGUAGGACGCCGAUGGAGAGGAGGGCUCCUUUGGUUAUCCCGGGUCUGGGCGAGCCUGGUGUUAAGAGGGGUGUUCCGAAGCCGUUGCCGGUAUGA